GCGAAAGGACCAUGGCGUGGACACAGCUGAAAAAGCGGGCCCAGGAUGCCUUGGUCAUCCUGGGGGGUGGAGGACUGCUCUUUGCCUCUUACCUGACGGCCACGGGGGAUGAGCAUUUCUACGCUGAACACUUGAUGCCGACUCUGCAGGGGCUGCUGGACCCCGAGUCAGCCCACAGGCUGGCUGUUCGUGUCACCUCCCUGGGGCUCCUUCCUCGCGUCACAUUUCAAGACUCCGACAUGCUGGAAGUGAGAGUCCUGGGCCAUAAAUUCCGAAACCCCGUAGGAAUUGCCGCAGGAUUUGACAAGCACGGGGAGGCUGUGGACGGACUGUACAAGAUGGGCUUUGGUUUUGUUGAGAUAGGCAGCGUUACCCCAAAACCUCAGGAAGGAAACCCCAGGCCCAGAGUCUUCCGCCUCCCCGAGGACCAGGCCGUCAUUAACAGAUACGGAUUUAACAGUCAUGGGCUCUCGGUGGUGGAACACAGGCUACGGGCCAGACAGCAGACGCAGGCCAGGCUCACAGAAGGUGCUGCAGGAGAGGGAUGCCCUGAAGGGAGCGCACAAACCGGCCCUGCUGGUGAAGAUCGCACCCGACCUCACGGCCCAGGACAAGGAGGACAUCGCCAGUGUGGUGAGAGAGUUGGGCAUCGAUGGUUUGAUUGUGACGAACACCACAGUGAGUCGCCCUGCCAGCCUCCAGGGUGCCCUGCGCUCCGAAACAGGAGGGCUGAGUGGGAAGCCCCUCCGGGACUUAUCAACGCAAACCAUCCGGGAGAUGUACGCACUCACCCAAGGCAGAGUUCCCAUCAUCGGGGUUGGCGGUGUGAGCAGCGGGCAGGACGCCCUGGACAAGAUCCAGGCAGGGGCCUGCCUGGUGCAGCUGUACACGGCCCUCACCUACUGGGGGCCGCCUGUGGUGGGCAGAGUCAAGCGGGAGCUGGAGGCCCUUUUGAAGGAGCAGGGUUUUCCCAGCGUCACAGAUGCCAUUGGAGCAGACCAUCGGAGGUGAGGUCGUUGUCGGUGGGAAGCCCGGUCCAGACCCUUCUUCCCACGAAGUCAGGCGAGCCUUUGUGGCUGGAUCAAGAGAGGGAGGGCUGUGUCUCAGGCCACGUUCGAAAACCACAGGAGCCCUUUCUCUGAGGCCCGGCGGACUGUCAAAGCCACUUGUGAGGGUCCCAGAACCAACACAAGGCUUUCUUCAGUCACCUGCCAGAAUGAACUGCAUCCGGGACCUUUUCCAGACUCAAGUCCCGGGAUCCUUUAAUAUUGCAAGGACAUUAGCUAUUUGGGGGUUU
Molecule: messenger RNA, 1297 nt
Organism: Eptesicus fuscus (big brown bat)
Lineage: Eukaryota; Metazoa; Chordata; Mammalia; Chiroptera; Vespertilionidae
Gene: DHODH
Product: dihydroorotate dehydrogenase (quinone)
Exons: 8
Coding region: 12-1142 (376 amino acids)
Biological process (GO): UMP biosynthetic process; 'de novo' pyrimidine nucleobase biosynthetic process
Cellular component (GO): mitochondrial inner membrane; cytoplasm
Molecular function (GO): dihydroorotate dehydrogenase activity
Source: RefSeq, a predicted model, not a curated record